Molecule: messenger RNA, 2153 nt
Organism: Cucurbita pepo subsp. pepo (vegetable marrow)
Lineage: Eukaryota; Viridiplantae; Streptophyta; Magnoliopsida; Cucurbitales; Cucurbitaceae
Product: folylpolyglutamate synthase
Biological process (GO): tetrahydrofolylpolyglutamate biosynthetic process
Cellular component (GO): cytoplasm; mitochondrion; cytosol
Molecular function (GO): tetrahydrofolylpolyglutamate synthase activity; ATP binding
Source: RefSeq, a predicted model, not a curated record
AAGUUCGCCAUAUCAGACGCCGUCGCCAGGUGAGGAAUUUCCGGAGUAGGGACCUUCCAACGACAUUGACCCAAACCUCUGUAUUGUUAUCGUUACUUAAUCCAACCAAUUCACAUUCGCAACCCCGAGUCCGAGUCCGUGUCCGUGUCCGUGUCCCGCCAACACGAUUCCUUUAUCCUCUGUUUCUAUGGUCCAAACACUUCUUCACUUCACCCCCAAUCACUCUCCCCUUCUCUCUUCCUUACCCGCCUCCGGUCGCUCCCCUCAGUUUCUCCGGCGUAUUACCGCCCGUCUGGCUAUCGAGAGGAAUGGAUUGAUGAAAAGACGACGACCCUUUUCCCAUUUAUCUCUGUUCAUGUUCAUUGAAUUUUUGGGGCUUGUGGAUGUGCAUUUGAGCUACACUGAAUCCAUACGAUAUUAGAAAACUUGGGGGCCAAUUAAUAACCAUGUUAGAAGGUAAUGACACAUUGAUGCACUCGCGGACAACGUAUGAAGAGGCAUUGAGUGUACUAUCGUCGUUGAUUGUCAACCGAAGACGAUGUGAUAAAUCUGGGGACCGAUUCGAGUUGAUGUUUGAGUAUGUGAAGAUGCUUGAUUUAGAGGAGCCCAUGCGGCGAAUGAAGGUCAUUCAUGUGGCUGGCACCAAAGGCAAGGGAUCAACGUGCACCUUUACUGAAUCCAUAUUGCGUAGUUGUGGCUUCCAUACUGGCCUUUUCACUUCUCCUCACCUUAUUGAUAUCCGAGAAAGAUUUCGUUUGGAUGGCGUCAAUAUUAGUGAAGAGAAGUUUUUAACCUAUUUCUGGUGGUGUUAUAAUAAGCUAAAGGAAAAAACUAGUAAGGACAUACCAAUGCCUCACUUGUUUCGCUUCCUUGCAUUACUUGCAUUCAAAAUCUUUUCAGAUGAGCAGGUGGAUGUAGCUAUCUUGGAAGUUGGUUUAGGUGGAACUUUUGAUGCUACCAAUGUGGUCCAGGAACCCCUUGUGUGUGGUAUAGCUUCUCUGGGUUAUGACCACAUGGAAAUUCUUGGAAAUACUCUUGCUGAGAUAGCUUCAGAGAAAGCUGGUAUCUUUAAGCGUGGAGCGCCAGCUUUUACUGUGUUCCAACCUGAUGAAGCCAUGCAUGUGCUUAGAGACAAGGCUUCCCAGUUGGAUGUACAACUUACGGUCGUGCCAUCGUUGGAUCCGGAGCUUCUACACGGUCGUAAACUCGGGCUUGAAGGCGAGCAUCAGUAUCUAAAUGCUGGUCUUGCUAUUGCCUUAUCCUCCACUUGGCUACACAGGGCUGGCCAUUCCAAACUGUCAUAUAUGGAACAGAGUAGGUCGUUGCCUGAGAAGUUCAUAGAAGGGCUUACCAGUGCCAGCUUUGAUGGACGAGCACAGAUUGUUGCUGAUAGAUAUAAUGGUAUUGAAUCCCCUGAAGGUCUCGUUUUUUAUUUGGAUGGAGCUCAUAGCCCUGAGAGCAUGGAGGUUUGUGCUAGAUGGUUUUCUGCUGCAAUAAGACAUAACCAGCGAGGGAUGUUAAAUCAUCAGUCGGAGGAUAAGAGUACAUCUGACAAAGAUGAAGCAAGGAAGAAAUCUGUGCAGGUGCUACUAUUCAAUUGUAUGUCGGCACGAGCUCCACAGCGGCUUCUCCCGCCUCUGAUCAAAACGUGUGUAAAUAAUGGUGUCCACUUCAAGAAAGCACUCUUUGUUCCAAAUACAUCAGUCUUCAACAAGGUUGGAAGCCAUAGCUUAACAGAAGCAAAUGGGCAAGUCGACCUAUCUUGGCAGUUUCAUGUUCGAAGGGUAUGGCAAAACACGAUACAACGAGACAAAGGAAGUGAUUCUAAAGCAGAAGUGGUUGGUAAGAGUUGUGAGAAUAGCACAGUGUUUUCCUCUCUCCCAAUGGCUAUUAAGUGGCUCCGGGACAGUGUCUCGCAGCAGAACAGGUCCAUUCGACUUCAGGUGCUUGUAACUGGUUCAUUGCAUCUUGUGGGAGAUGUGUUGAAAUUGAUCAAGUGAAGCAUGGGACGGUGGUCUUGAACAAUCAUCUUCUCAGAUUUGCAGCCACAGCACCAUUCUUGUUUUAUAUGUUUGAAUUCAAAUCCCCAACAUUCAGAACUGAGAAAAGAAAUAUAUUAUUAAUAUUUUAAGUAAACUAGAACAUAAAGAAAC